Messenger RNA from Cyphellophora europaea CBS 101466, 1341 nucleotides. RefSeq lists its product as uncharacterized. The transcript is spliced from 2 exons. The record is from RefSeq and is a predicted model, not a curated record. NCBI's taxonomy places the organism in Eukaryota, Fungi, Ascomycota, Eurotiomycetes, Chaetothyriales, Cyphellophoraceae. The coding region runs from base 1 to 1341 and encodes 446 amino acids.
AUGUUGAAAGUCGAGAACGAGACCAUUUCGGAGGUCGUCCGCACCACAGUGGGCGGCCGUCAACUCAGAUACGUUCUCCAUGUCAUCCAGGAACCUGCCAAGGCUCGUGCUUGCGGCUCAGGACCAAGAUCGUCUGCAGAUCGGCGCCCAGUCGACCCACCUCCUGUCGUGUCUCUAAACAUCUUCGACAUUGCCAAAGGCGAAGAUGUCACAAUGAGCUACGACUCGGGCUUCAUGCUCUACGCUUCGCUUGAAGUUGCCCGCCCUAUCGCCAACGGAAAAAUGGCACCAGCCCCUCCUUGCCUGCCGGUCCUCACCGGUGUCUGCGUUGCUAGCACAGCCUACCUCGAGCGUCCUAAUCGAGCUGGCUACUUCAUCUUCCCUGAUCUUAGCGUUCGACACGAGGGUUGGUACAGACUCAAGUUCUCCCUUUUCGAGCAAGUCAAGCACGCCAGCGACGCCGAUCUCGAUAGACCAUUCAAGGGAGCGGAGACGUCUGGUGGGCAACCAAUUCUCCAUGAAAGCAUGGCCAACCGAAUGGAAGUCCAGUCAACACCCUUCCAGGUUUUCAGCGCCAAGAAGUUCCCGGGCCUCAGUCAGAGCACCGACCUAUCCAAAGUUGUUGCGGAACAAGGUUGCAGAGUACGCAUCCGCCGGGAAAUCAGACAACGGAAACGCACGGCCGAUGAGAAACCAGAUGUUGAUCACAGUCGCCACACACCUGACCUUUAUAUGGCUGGGCAUCGCCGGGCGGACAGCCGGAACAGCAUGGAUGGUCAUUACGCUGCCAUGGAUAGCAUGCGUCGGGCCUCAAUGGAGAGCCUGUAUCACCGCCCAACCAUCAGCCGGGCGCCAUCAGUCACGAGCCUGCAUCAAGCUAGCCCCACUACACCGACAGCCCCUCACAUGGCUGCCAUGCCGCCACCAACUCUCAAGGGUUGGGAGCAUGGUCCAUCUUCAUACCACGCAUCGCCCUACUCCAGGUACACUGGUGGCUACUACCAACCACCGUCACCUGUUCGACAAGCGCCACCACCACAAGAGCCCUUGACUCUUCCUCCCAUAUCGGCCAGCACUAGCACAGCGCCUUCCGCACCGUCCCGCUACUAUCCUGCCUCCGAAACCACAUCAACGAAGCGGUCAUCGAGUCGUACAUUCAAUGAUGACUAUGCGAUGAAGUUGGGAGCCAGACCAGAUAUGCCUAUGCGCGCGGAGUCGGUCAGGUCGCAUGGCUUCAUCGAAGCCGACACCACCGAGGAAGAGGACACGGACAAGGGUGAUUACUUCUACUCUCGAGCGAAUGGUUCUCGAGGCUUGAAAGUUGCGCAGUUAUUGAUUUGA